ACCCGGUGGCACCGGACCUCUGGACAAUCCGCUUUGACAUGGCACUUGCGGCCCGGUUAAAGUACAAAAGACACCUGGUAGUAGAUAUGGGUGAAUACGGAUUUGUGCAAUUGGAAGUCGCCAGCACAGACUCGCCCUGGUGUAGUCAGUGCAGACGAUUCUUCCAUUCUGACUCAGACCCUUCAUGCCCACGAAAUGCCAAGUACAAAGAGGCGGUUACAAAAGGCACGAAGGGCAAGGAGGUAAAGGAGAAAGAUGGGGGUGAGAAGACAGAGGUGGAUAAGGAAAGGAAGGAGAAGGGAACAGAGGAAAAGGAGGGGGAAGACAAGCAAGAGAAGGAUCCGGGCACAAGAGAGAAGGAGGUGGUGGUGGUGGUAGAGAAGGAGAAAGGGGGGGGAGAGAAGGAGAGGGGGAAAAAACACUCCAAACCUCCAGAAAAGCAGAAGAGAAAAAAGAAAAAGACCUCUCGUCAGCAGAGAGCAGGUCUGGAGUUGAGACGUCAGAAACGUAAAGAGAUAAAUAAGGGCAAGGCCCAUCAUGGAAGUCCCAGUACGGAAGGGGGGGGGUCCAAGUCAUUGUCCCAGCCCCCGGAGAAACUCCCCAUGAAGGAAGCGUGGAUUAAAAAGGUGGACGCCUCGAAAGAGGCGAAUAGGGAAAUGACAAAAAAAGAGGGGGAAGGGGGAGAGAAAGAAGAAAACGGGGACACCCGAAUGACGGAUGGGGAAGAGGAGCGGAGCCUGGUGGACUUGGUGAAGGAGGCAAAUAUAGAUAAGGAAGAGGAGGUACAGGUUCAACAGAGUGAAGAGCUACACCCAACGAAAGGGAAGGAGCAACAAGGGGAAGAUACAGAGGAAGAAGAAGGCUCGGAGGCCGCCAAUCAGAAGCUCCCCAUGAAGGACGAGUGGAUUGAAAAGGUGGACGCUUCGGAAGAGGCAAUCAGGGAAGUGACAGAAAAAGAGGGAGAAGGGGGAGAGAAAGAAGAUUAUGGGGACAACCGAAUGAUGGAAGGGGAAGAGGAGCGGAGCCUGGUGGACUUGGGGAAGGAGGCAAACAUAGAUAUGGUAGAGGUGGGACAGUUUCAACAGAGUGAAGAGCUACACCCAACGAAAGGGAAGGAUCAACAAGGGGAAGUUACAGAGGAAGAAGAAGGCUCGGUGGCCGCCAUUCAGGAUAUUGUUCCUGGGUGGGACAACUGGAACUUCGAUCAGGGUCAGGGCAAAAAGCCCCAGACCGAAAAUCCCUUUGCAGAUCAGAAGAAAAAGGCACAGAGCACGACUCAGAUUCCCCCGGAGUUAGGGAAAAUAUCGCUAUUGGAUGAUGAAGUCUCAAACAAGGAAUUGGCACUUAAAUUAGUGUUCAAUGCCUUGGAUUCCGCUAGCAAGUCAAGCUCGAAGCAGUCCAAGAAAAAGGCAGGUCGCAAGUUACAAGACCUGUCUCAAGAGGGGAAUCUUGGCUUCAACCCCCCUCCCUCUAAUGCGAUUCCAGCCAAAAAAAUGAGGCUGGCAGAUGAAUCUUCUCUACAUAGGGAGCAUUUCAGAGUAGAUCCGGUGCAGAGUACGGAGGGGAUUGUGGUUGUUGCCGGUCAACCAGACAAUCAGAUAGUGGUGCAGCUUCUCAUCUCUUCAAUGGCGAGGUUGGGUGAGUUGGAAGCCAAUGACUGGCUUGCCAUCGUCCAAGUGAGCAGAGAACGGGUGUGCUGCGAAGUGGCGAAGUUGAAAGCGAUGGUUGCAGAAAAGACAUUGCCAACAAUUCCGUGGAUCCGGAGUGUGAGGGAGAAGUUAUUGGAGACUGUGUGGGGGUUGGAGGAGGGGCCGCCCCCUCAUCUUCGUGCGCUCAUAGAUGGACCACGACUGGGCAGCGUCAUGCGGAACUACUACGAAGAUCUUGAGGAGUGGCAAGUACUUUGUGCAGAGCUGGAGGAAYGCUGCUAUGAGGAUGACAUCAUCUCCGUUGCUGACGACGCCGUCGACAUCGAUAGUAGGGAUAAUGGUGAUCGCACUGCCGCUCGUUUCAACAACAGUACUGACAGCAAAGAUAUUGGCGAGCUCACCUGCGAAGCUGUCAGUCACAACAACUACAACAACAACAACGACAACAACAACAACAGCAACAACGAAAAUAACAACAACAACAACGACAACAACAACAAUGACAAAAACAGCGAUUAUCGUGGUAUUGGUGAUGUAGCUUCCGUUGGCGCCGCUGACAACAAACAGAGUAGCGCGAGCAAUAUCGGUGCUGACGGCAACGACAAUCCCAUCAGCGGUGACGAUCGCAGCAACAACAACAACACUGACAAGCGCUAUAACGCCAGCGAAGAAGGCGAGCUCGUUGGGGGUGGGGGAGGGGUCGUCUUGGCCUUGGACCUCGUCGUCUUCGCGGAAUAGCAUACCGCUGCUUUUAUGGGAUC
Chara braunii is the source of this 2410-nucleotide messenger RNA. NCBI's taxonomy places the organism in Eukaryota, Viridiplantae, Streptophyta, Charophyceae, Charales, Characeae. The record is from the annotation of a GenBank genome assembly.